ACUCUUCUCUCUGAUUUUUCCUUCCAAGUAACAGCAAAAGAGAAUUUUUUUUGUUUUCUUUUUCUUUUCCCUCAACGGCAAGAGAGAAAAUUAAUAGUGAUACAAAGAGAAAACAAUUUUUGUUUAAAAAUAAACAUUUUCCAUUUACCCAAAACUUCACGAAACCCUAUGUAAAGCUUCGGCACAAAUGGAUUUCUAGGGUUGGUUUCAAUUCCAGAUACAAUUUCAUUCGCAGCUCGAACUGAUCCAACUCCGCGAUAACCCGGUGAGUUCACCGAGUUAUUUCCCAGUCUGAAUGAAUUUCCCCCCAUUUUCCAUACGCCAAGAAGAUCUGUAAACCCUCAUUUGCUUUAAAUUCAUACACAUAACCUUUACAUGAAGUUUGUAGAUAAGGAUAUCAGUAUUAGGGCGUGAAAAUUGUUCUUGUCAUGCAAUUGAAAUCGGCCUCGGAUUCUUCAACGAAGCGAAGGGAUUUUAGCCCGAGGGGAACUAGGCUUCGAAAGAAGCACAAGAGACUCGAUGCCAUUUGUGAAAACGUUUAUAAUCAAAAUCAUAGUGAAUCCAACGAGCAGAGAGGAGGGUCCGCCCAGGAUGCCAAUUCGGAGCUGCGCCGCAGCUCACGAGUGCGGCGGGCACCGGUUUUGCUCGAUGCCUCACCUCCUCCGGUAAAAAAGCGUAGGAAGAUUGCUAAGAAUGUAAAUUUGGGUGCUAAUAGAAAUGGUGGUAGUAUUAGUCUAGGGAGCGUUAACAAGGAUGAGAGUAUGAGGUUAGAGGAUCUGGAUACUCCAGGGAGUUGGAAAUCGCGGUUGAGAUCAAGGGCUAGGAAUGUGAAGACUAGAGAUAGAGGCGAGACAAGUGGGAGAAGGAAACUUUUUGAUGAAACAGAGACGGUGGAAAAUGAAUUGGGUGAGAAUAAAAGAUAUUUGAACGGUGAGAAGUUGAUGGUUGUGAGAUCAAAGAGGCCAGGGAGGGUAAAAGCUGUAAAUGGUUUGGGGAAUGUAAUGAGACAGCAUGGAACAUGUGGUUUUGAAGAUGUGACUGGGAAGGAUGAGGAUAAGGAGUAUUUAAGGAGUGAUGAGAGUGAGAAGGAUGAGAUUCAGGCUGCAGAUAAUGAGGCCAAGGAGGGCAUGCCAGUUUUAGGUAGCUCAACAGAUAGUGAAAAUGAUGAGCAGGUAGGGAAGAGUGAUGCUGAUGAGGGUAUGGAAGUUUCAGUUGCUGCAGUGGGGGAUGGAAAUGAGGUGGAGGUAGUGGAUGGUGGUUCUACAUUGUUAGGAUCAGGUGAUCAAAUGCAGAAAGAAAUAUUGCAUGAUUUGGAACUGAAGACGACCCUGGAUGGAAAUGAUAAUGUGGAAUGUUUAGAGCAGAGUGACAAAGUAGAGGAGUUAGAGAAUGGGACAGAUUUAGAAAAUGGAAGAGAUACUGUUGAAGUUGAUGGGGCACUGGUAAAUGAGGUGGAGGAUCCUGAUAAGGAAGGACAUGCUGAGGUUAAUGAAAUUCCCUUGGAAGUUGAGAAAGAUGUGAAGGCAGACAAAUUGAAGCACGAUUUUCAUACUCUUGAUAGGCCCCGGAUUAAACAGGGGAGACGGUGUGGUUUGUGUGGAUGUGGUAAUGAUGGUAUGCCACCAAAGAGGUUGGUUCAAGAUGCUGGUGAGAGUGAAAAUGAGAGAUACAGUGGCUCAUCGGCUUCAGAGGAGCCCAACUAUGAUGCAUGGGAUGGAUUUGGUGAUGAACCAGGGUGGCUUGGCCGCAUAUUGGGUCCUAUAAAUGAUCGCUUUGGUAUUGCUGGAAUUUGGGUUCAUCAACACUGUGCUGUAUGGAGUCCAGAGGUUUAUUUUGCUGGUUUAGGUUGCUUAAAAAAUGUAAGGGCUGCACUUUGCAGAGGUAGAGCAUUAAAAUGCACUCGCUGUGGGAGACCAGGGGCAACUAUUGGAUGUCGUGUUGAUCGAUGUCCAAAGACUUAUCACUUGCCCUGUGCUCGAGCUAAUGGCUGCAUCUUUGAUCAUCGUAAAUUUCUUAUAGCAUGCACAGAUCAUCGACAUCUCUUCCAGCCUCAUGGUACUCAAUAUUUAAUGAGGAUAAAGAAAUUGAAGGCCAGGAAAAUGAGAUUAGAAAUGAGGAAGCUAUCAAAUGAUGCUUGGCGAAAGGAUGUUGAUGCUGAGGAAAAAUGGUUGGAGAACUGUGGGGAGGAUGAAGAGUUUUUGAAACGUGAGAGCAAGAGGCUUCAUCGAGAUUUGUUGAGAAUUGCACCUGUGUACAUUGGAGGCUCUGAGUCUGAGAGUGGAAAACUAUUUGAGGGAUGGGAAUCUGUUGCUGGGCUAAAGGAUGUGAUACAGUGUAUGAAGGAAGUAGUUAUUUUACCACUUCUAUAUCCCGAGUUUUUUAGUAAUCUAGGAAUUACACCUCCUAGAGGUGUUCUUUUGCAUGGGCAUCCAGGAACAGGUAAAACACUUGUUGUGCGGGCAUUGAUUGGUUCCUGUGCACGUGGUGACAAACGGAUUGCAUAUUUUGCUCGUAAAGGUGCUGAUUGCUUAGGAAAGUAUGUUGGUGAUGCUGAGCGCCAGCUUCGACUCUUGUUUCAGGUUGCUGAGAGAUGUCAACCUUCUAUAAUAUUCUUUGAUGAGAUAGAUGGGUUAGCCCCUUGUCGUACAAGGCAGCAAGAUCAGACUCACAGUUCAGUUGUCUCCACGUUGCUUGCUUUAUUGGAUGGUUUAAAAUCCCGAGGUUCAGUGGUGGUGAUAGGUGCAACAAAUCGACCUGAGGCUGUUGAUCCAGCAUUGCGUAGACCUGGGAGAUUUGACAGGGAGAUCUAUUUUCCAUUGCCAUCAGUUGAGGACAGGGCUGCCAUACUUUCACUUCACACGCAGAGGUGGCCAAAACCAGUUACUGGAUCUUUGCUGCAGUGGGUUGCAAGAAGAACUGUUGGCUUUGCUGGCGCUGACCUGCAAGCACUUUGUACACAAGCUGCCAUUAUUGCAUUGAAGAGGAGUUUCCCUUUGCAAGAAAUUUUAUCUGCUGCUGGAGAGAAAGCUCCUGGUGCUAAACGUGAUCCACUUCCAGCAUUUGCAGUUGAAGAGAGAGACUGGUUAGAGGCCUUAGCAUGUGCCCCACCUCCCUGCUCUCGUAGAGAAGCAGGAAUAGCUGCCAAUGAUUUGGCAUCUUCCCCUCUUCCCAUCCAUCUCAUUUCUUGUCUAUUGCAGCCACUAUCCCAGUUGCUUGUUUCCCUCUAUCUUGAUGAACGGCUCUGGUUGCCUCCUCCCCUCUCUGAAGCUGCUUUGAUCGUUAAAAGUGUGAUAAUUUCCUCUUUACAGGUGAAGAAUCUCCCUACUAAUCAGUGGUGGUCCCAUGUUGAGUAUUUACUUGAAGAAGCAGAAGUUGCUAUGGAACUACAGAAAAGGCUUUCCUCUGCUGGAAUAUUAAGUGGAGAGGCAACCUCUUCUGGUAUUGAUGCCUUGGUUGAUGAAAAAGAUGAUGAUAGAGUGAUGCUUGAACCUUCGGUUGUGCAUAAUAAGGGUAUGAGCAUUGGUCUCUCUAGAAGUUUAUCUUUUGCAUCAGUAAAGAAAUCAGGAUACCGGGUAUUGUUUGCUGGGAGUCCUAGAUCUGGACAGAGGCAACUGGCUUCUUGCAUACUUCAUUGCUUUCUUGGGAAUGCUGAAGUUCAGAAGGUUGAUCUGGCUACAAUUUCACAAGAAGGGCAUGGUGAUGUGGUCCAAGGGAUCACACGGAUAUUGAUGAAAUGUGCUAGCUUGAAGUCAUUGGUGAUUUUCAUGCCAAGAAUUGAUCUAUGGGCUGUGGAAGCUUGCCAGCAAGUUACUGAGGGGAGUGAUCCAUCUUCGACAGACCAACUUUCUGAGAAAACAGAAUCUCAUUCCGCAUCCAUUCAAGUCGUCGGAAAGGAAAAUGAACCCAUCACACAACAAUGCAGUGAAUCUGAAAUGUCACAGCCGCAAGAUGCUACUCUGAGCACCUCACAUGCCUGGAGCUUAUUUGUUGAGCAGGUUGAGUCUAUACGUGUUUCAACAUCCGUGAUCAUUCUGGCCACUUCAGAAAUUCCAUAUCUGGUCCUCCCACAUGAAAUUAGGGAAUUCUUUAGGAGUGAUAUCUCAAAUAGGAGUCAGCUGACUCCUUUGGAGCACACAGUACCCCGAUUCUUGGUGCAUAUUGGUGGAAAUUUCAAUCGUGAUGUGGUGAUCAGUCUUUCUAUGGCAAAGUUAUUGAGGGAUAUGAUACAACUCUUUGUUCUGUUGGUUCAUCAAGGAGUACAUAUACAUAGUAGUUCAUCCAGAGAGCAUAAAUUUUGUGAUUCUAUUCAUGGAUCUCGUGAUACAAAAUAUCACAACAGUUUUCAUGGCUCAGCUGGUGAAAAUGAGUGUAGAGAAGAAUUUCUUUGUGAUGAUUUAAAAAUUCCACAGCCACCCAGUAAUAGAAGUUUAAAAGGAAAAUCAAGUUUGCUAUUAGCAAUAUCUACGUUUGGGCAUCAAAUUCUUCGAUAUCCCCAUUUUGCUGAACUUUGUUGGGUUACAUCAAAACUGAAAGAAGGUCCUUGUGCAGAUGUUAGUGGUCCUUGGAAGGACUGGCCUUUCAAUUCUUGCAUUAUUCGUCCUGGUAACAUAGAUUCUGUGGCAGUUGCUUCAGGGAAUGUGAAAAGCAAAGAGAGAUCUUGUUUAGUCAGAGGCUUGGUCGCCAUUGGUUUAUCAGCAUACAGAGGUGUGUAUAAAUCGCUCAGAGAGGUCGCCUUUGAGGUAAGGAAAGUUCUUGAGCUUUUAGUUGGACAAGUGAAUGAAAAGAUUCAGGCUGGGAAAGACAAAUAUCAGUAUGUUCGUCUCUUAUCACAAGUAGCGUAUCUGGAGGAUAUGGUCAACAACUGGGCACAUUCAUUGCAGAGUUUAGAACUUGACACUCAAAUCACUAUGGCAAAUGCUCAGCAAAGUACCCUGGAAUUUCCAGGUAACCAUACUCGUGAGGAUAAUUUAGUUCAAAUUGAAGAAUGCAGGGAAAUCUUGCCAAAUAAAAGCUCCCAUGAGUCUGAAUGCUUUGGAGGAAAUCAUAAGGAAUUUGUUAACAAAGGAGACAAUGGUUUUUGUCAUUCUAGCUCUGAGGUGAUGGAUGUGCUUUCAGAAGAUGUAUUUGCACAGCGGAAUGUCUUCCGUGAUCAUGCCAACUCAGAUAAGCAGAUUCAAAGUUCUACAUCUGAUAACCAGUCAGUUGGUAAUGUUAUAGAUGAGCAGAAUGAGACUGCUCUUGGACAGUGUAAUGCUGAAAAUACUGAAGCUCUUUUAGUUCUAACUGCAUCGGACAAUGGGUCAUCAAAACAUCCUAAUGGUUUACUGGUCACAAAAGCUGUUCUCCCCUCUGAGAAUGGUCUCUUUAAUUCAGAUGAAGCAUGUGAUGACAAGUUAUCUGGCCCCUUGGUAUCAAGUGACCAGUUUAAUGGAUUGGCUGUAGUGGAGGGUCAAAUUAGAUCUGGAGAUGCUCAGCCUGACUUUAGAGAGCAUAUUGGGAAUGUCGACUCAUCUCCAGGCAAAAAUACCUGUCAUUCUGCUGAUUCUGGUGUUGUGUGUUCAUAUAGGUGUUGCUCUGGAUGCCUUCUCACCCUCCAUGGACUGAUUCAGAAAAUUCUUGUUCGUGAAUGGGAAUUAAACAAUAACUAUUGGGUGGUAGAGGAUGUUCAUGACAAUAUUUCAUCAUUGUCUGUAGAUCUUCUUUCAGCAGUUAGAAAAGUUUAUGUGGCUGAAAAUAUCAAGAAUUCAUCUGAUGAAAACCUGAGAUAUACCAACUCUGGAAGAUUGUCUGAAUGUCCAGAACUGCGUAAUUGCCAUUGCAAAAGUUCUGGAAGUAGUCUAGCUUUGGCAAGGGAUUGUAGUUGCCACCCGUUGGGUGGAUGUUUGACUGCAAAAGGAAAUAACUCCCCAAAUUUGCAGUCUGAGAUUGAACUGGAAUUUAUUUUCAGAGAUGGCAUCCUGGUACCUGUGGAUUCUAACAAAGAUGUUUCUUUUCAUUGUAAAUAUGAGACUUUAUGCCUUUGUUCUCUUAUAGAGUCAGUAGUACUGCUGAAGCAGCCUUUUGAUUGAUAUGAUAUGAUAUUUUCACAGCAUGGAUUGCCUAGCGAUGGCAACACAUGGUGUUUUUGCGAAUCUAGGUGUAAAUUUCAUUUAGAGGUAUAGAAAAUCAAUUUUUUUGGCAGUUUUUGUGGGUGUUUGUUGCUUUGCAAAAUCAGCCGUUCAGAAGAAAUGCUUUCUAUGGACAACAGUUUAAGACUUCAGAAGACUUUUCUUCUGCUCUCAAAAAGAUUUUGACUUUGGGGAAAGACCUGUGCGGUGUGAAUGCAACAUAUUCUGAGGUCAGUUUUUGGUUGGUUUCUUGUACGAUGAUAUGUGAUUUUGCUUUCUGUGCUUUUUUUCUGUUUCCUGCAUGUAUAGCAUUAUGUUGGUUUCCCAGACAGCUGCAUCAAGUAUUAGCAAUAUGAAUCUAUAGAUGUUUUUUUUUUCUUCA
Molecule: messenger RNA, 6489 nt
Organism: Manihot esculenta (cassava)
Lineage: Eukaryota; Viridiplantae; Streptophyta; Magnoliopsida; Malpighiales; Euphorbiaceae
Exons: 6
Coding region: 429-6068 (1879 amino acids)
Biological process (GO): positive regulation of transcription by RNA polymerase II
Cellular component (GO): nucleus
Molecular function (GO): ATP binding; histone binding; chromatin binding
Source: RefSeq, a predicted model, not a curated record